GACGAGAUAGGACUAUCAAUUGAGGUAGCAAGAUGGCAUUCGGAGAGACCAGGUGUAAGGCGAAUGACUAUGCCAAGAGACCGAGACAUGAUGACCUGGAACUUGGCCCGAGAACAGUCGUAGCAAGGUGCUGUCCUCUCAUCGGAAUGAAGCACUGGCAAGACUCCUUGAGCCAUGGGUCAUGGGCUCCCGGGUGGAAACCUUCACAAGUGAGAGCCACCAUCCAGGAUGAGGGAUUUUCGAGGUAUUCGCUAUGCAUUGGGAGGAAAAUGAAUUGCCACGACAGCUGGCUGCAUGGAUUCUUGGACCGAUGGGCAGAUUUUUUCGGAGGGCCGAUUCGAGUUGAAGUGGACAUCCUUGGGUAUCCACUGUUCGGGAAACCCAAGAUGUCCAACCGCAGCAGUUGUUGGAGAAAGAUUGUUCUCCAAACCGGUGGACGAGAAGCCAUCCCAUGUCAAGAGAUGGUGAUCGACGUUCCAUGGAUACCGGAAGACGUGGAAGCUAAACAGCUCCUUUGAAUAUCAAUGAAACAUAAAUAGGGCCGCGUGAUCCCUAGGAAUCAUCAAUUUCGGAUUGGGACCAGUUUCAGGCACGCUACUUGACUCUUCAAUAAGCUUCGUUCACUUCGAGCCUAUCAGAUUGCUCCUGUACGGAUAGAGAAAUCUGAUCCAACCAAUUGAAUCGAGUGGCUAGGCUGAAACAACGAUUCCGCAUCAAUAAAAGGUGAGUCUGGUAGCGAGUUGAAGAGGGCGUUCACUGAUGAAACAGACAGGCAUGUGCUUCUACAACCAGAGACGAUUCACCUGCGGAGACUGGAUGUGGACGAAC
This is a messenger RNA of Penicilliopsis zonata CBS 506.65, 828 nucleotides long. RefSeq lists its product as hypothetical. The record is from RefSeq and is a predicted model, not a curated record. The transcript has 4 exons. Lineage: Eukaryota; Fungi; Ascomycota; Eurotiomycetes; Eurotiales; Aspergillaceae. Bases 33 to 518 code for a protein of 161 amino acids.